Messenger RNA from Oncorhynchus mykiss (rainbow trout), 2302 nucleotides. RefSeq lists its product as uncharacterized. The record is from RefSeq and is a predicted model, not a curated record. NCBI's taxonomy places the organism in Eukaryota, Metazoa, Chordata, Actinopteri, Salmoniformes, Salmonidae.
GUACCCACUUGUCAUACUUGGAGCUCAGGGUAGCGUAGUGGUUAGAGCGUUGGACUAGCAAGUUCAUAUCCCCGAGCUGACAAGGAGAAGCUGAUGGAGAAACACUGUAGGCAGCAUCCCAGAGACAGGACACAUCAGGUCUUUGUAGUCAGGGUAGACAGCAUCCCAGAGACAGGACACAUCAGGUCUUUGUAGUCAGGGUAGGCAGCAUCCCAGAGACAGGACACAUCAGGUCUCUAUAGUCAGGGUAGGCAGCAUCCCAGAGACAGGACACAUCAGGUCUUUGUAGUCAGGGUAGACAGCAUCCCAGAGACAGGACACAUCAGGUCUCUGUAGUCAGGGUAGGCAGCAUCCCAGAGACAGGACACAUCAGGUCUUUGUAGUCAGGGUAGACAGCAUCCCAGAGACAGGACACAUCAGGUCUUUGUAGUCAGGGUAGGCAGCAUCCCAGAGACAGGACACAUCAGGUCUUUGUAGUCAGGGCAGGCAGCAUCCCAGAGACAGGACACAUCAGGUCUUUGUUGUCAGGGUAGGCAGCAUCCCAGAGACAGGACACAUCAUGUCUUUGUAGUCAGGGUAGGCAGCAUCCCAGAGACAGGACACAUCAGGUCUUUGUAGUCAGAGUAGGCAGCAUCCCAGAGACAGGACACAUCAGAUCUCUGUAGUCAGGGUAGACAGCAUCCCAGAGACAGGACACAUCAGGUCUCUGUAGUCACUGUAGGCAGCAUCCCAGAGACAGGACACAUCAGGUCUCUGUAGUCAGGGUAGACAGCAUCCCAGAGACAGGACACAUCAGGUCUCUGUAGUCACUGUAGGCAGCAUCCCAGAGACAGGACACAUCAGGUCUCUGUAGUCAGGGUAGACAGCAUCCCAGAGACAGGACACAUCAGGUCUCUGUAGUCAGGGUAGGCAACAUCCCAGAGACAGAACACAUCAGAUCUCUAUUGUCAGGGUAGGCAGCAUCCCAGAGACAGAAUACAUCAGGUCUCUAUAGUUAGGGUAGGCAGCAUCCCAGAGACAGAACACAUCAGGGCUCUAUUGUCAGGGUAGACAGCAUCCCAGAGACAGAACACAUCAGGGCUCUAUUGUCAGGGUAGACAGCAUCCCAGAGACAGAACACAUCAGGGGUCUAUUGUCAGAGACAGAACAGAUCAGAUCUCUAUAGUCAGAGACAGAACACAUCAGGGGUCUGGAGUCAGUGUAGGCAGCAUCCCAGAGUCAGAGCACAUCAGGGGUCUAUAGUCAGAGACAGAACACAUCAGGGCUCUGUAGUCAGUGUAUGGGCUAUUGAUCUUCUUCCACACAUCAGUGUAGUCUGCUUCCUCAGUCAGCCAUGGGAAUCAGGAUGUUUUAUCAGAUGUACAGAACAUUCUCCUGCUAAUGUAUGUGGGUCGAAGAAGAGUGGAGGCCCAGCCUAUCUCUUGGCGCAGCUUUCACUCAGGCUGCCAUGGUGGCCCCUACAUGCCCAGACUCGCUGGGCUGUCUCGUCUCUGCUGUAGAGCUUGUGCGCUGACGCGGGCUCCCUGGCCCUGGCAGCACAGUACCGUCCCCUCCAUUGAAGCCCUGAGGCAAAAUGGGUACUGACGAUCUAGGCCAGGAUGCCACCACAGACCAGGAUGCCACCACAGGUCAGGAUGCCCCUACAGGCCAGGAUGCCAACACAGGCCAGGAUGCCACCACAGGUCAGGAUGCCCCUACAGGCCAGGAUGCCAACACAGAUCAGGAUGCCACCACAGGCCAGGAUGCCACCACAGGCCAGGAUGUCACCACAGAUCAGGAUGCCACCACAGGUCAGGAUGCCCCUACAGGCCAGGAUGCCAACACAGGCCAGGAUGCCAACACAGGCCAGGAUGCCACCACAGACCAGGAUUCCACCACAGACCAGGAUGCCACCACAGGUCAGGAUGCCCCUACAGGCCAGGAUGCCACCACAGGCCAGGAUGCCACCACAGAUCAGGAUGCCACCACAGACCAGGAUGCCACCACAGAUCAGGAUGCCACCACAGACCAGGAUGCCACCACAGAUCAGGAUGCCACCACAGACCCCAGGAUGCCACAAUAGCGAUGGGGGGUCACUGCUAUGCCACUGUUGCUGUAUGUACAGAAUACAUGUUGGGUGCAAAAAUAAAAAUAUAGACUCAAUAUCCACUCUAAAAAUAUAGACUUUAUAUUUACUCUAAAAAUACAGACUCGAUAUCCACUCUAAAAAUAGACUCAAUAUCGACUCUAAAAAUAGACUCAAUAUCGACUCUAAAAAUAGACUCAAUAUCGACUCUAAAAAUAGACUCAAUAUCUACUCUAA